GACCCUAAAAAGAUGGAGUCUCCUGCCCUUUGCCACCAUCCUCCUGUCCAUCCAUCCCACACUAACUGAAGUGGUGACUUCAAUGGCUCACUGUCCUUGGUUUCUUCUUGAGGAAAAAACACCAAAUGUCCCCGACGUCUUGCAGGACGGGACGAUCCUGGACCAGAACCGAUAUAAAGUCAUUUGCCAGACCUUCAAGAACAAGCGUCGGUUCGUGACGCUCUACGACACCCGCAACAAGAUACCAGUGUUUUCUGCUUUCAAAUACAGAGGGACAGAUGGAACAAAGAGUAACAGACCACUUUGGAGGAUGGAGCCACAGCUCGAGCGGAAGACAAACGCCAUCAACAUGAGGAACGAUAAAAAACGAAACCAAAAAAAAAACCAGGCCAGUAACUCUGAUUAUUUGUUCAGUGAUCCAUAUAAUAGGGGCCAUUUAUUUCCAAACAGUUAUGGAUUUGAUAAAGAAGACAGAGACUCCACAUUCACCUUGACAAACAUUGUUCCACAAGUGAAGAAUUUCAAUGGUGGCAGCUGGGCAGAAAUGGAAAGAUGUGUCCAAUGCUUCCUGAACAAACACUGCAUCAACAGUUUUAAUCUCCUCGAAGGCUUUGUAGUGACCGGGGCAAAGCCCGGCAACACCCAACUCAAAGAAAGGGUGAAUAUACCAUCCCUUCUCUGGUCAGCAUUCUGCUGUUACAAUCACACAAAGGACAAGUGGCUGGCAGCUGCAUACUGGGGCGACAAUGUUCCAGGAGAACAUUCCAGAAACCUUGAGCCAAAGACUUUGGCCGAACUUCAUGAGCAACUGGGAUUUGAGGUGUUUCCUGGAACACAGUGUCCUCUUCGUGAACAUGCCCUACAAGAAGAACAAAGUAGAAGAAGGAGAAGAGGUAUUUCUGCUUCUUCUUCUUUUUGCCCAUGUCUUCCCCAAACUUCAACCACAUCUGCCCCUCCCACCACCACACCUAGCUUUCCCUCUUCCACCGUCUCUACCACCUUGAGCACCACUUUAUCUACAACUACAGACAAAACAACAACAGUCCCUAUAACUCCUGCAACUACUAAACCCCAAACAUACACAACCAACCCAUUGACAACUAUUCCUGCUACUUCUGAGCCCCAAUAUAACUCCAUCAUUAUGACAUCAACACCAACUAUUCCUGCAAGUUCCGAACCCAAAACUAACUCCACCAACCAGACUUCAACGGCCUUCAUUCCUGCAAGCACUGAAUCCCAAACCAACCAAACCCCAACUAUUCCUGCUACUUCCGAACCACAAAUUAACUCCACCAGUUCGACAUCAACCCCAACUAUUCCUGCAACUUCCGAA
Notothenia coriiceps (black rockcod) is the source of this 1333-nucleotide messenger RNA. RefSeq lists its product as uncharacterized. The transcript is spliced from 3 exons. The record is from RefSeq and is a predicted model, not a curated record. Gene Ontology annotation, molecular function: nucleic acid binding; hydrolase activity; metal ion binding. The annotation marks the transcript as partial. Lineage: Eukaryota; Metazoa; Chordata; Actinopteri; Perciformes; Nototheniidae.